Messenger RNA from Piliocolobus tephrosceles (Ugandan red Colobus), 559 nucleotides. RefSeq lists its product as uncharacterized. The record is from RefSeq and is a predicted model, not a curated record. Gene Ontology annotation, molecular function: zinc ion binding; nucleic acid binding. The transcript is spliced from 2 exons. The coding region runs from base 31 to 534 and encodes 167 amino acids. NCBI's taxonomy places the organism in Eukaryota, Metazoa, Chordata, Mammalia, Primates, Cercopithecidae.
CACACAAAGCCUGUUUGAUGGUCUCUUCACAUGGACACGAGUGAAAUUUGGUGUUGUGACUCGGAGAGGGGGACCUCCCUUGUGAGAUCAAUCCCCUGUCCUCUUGCUCUUUGCUCCAUGAGAAAGAUCCACGUAAGACCUGGGGUACUCAGACCACCCAGCCCAAGGAACAUCUCACCAAUUUUAAAUCAGGAAUUAAUCAACCUCGCCUUCAAGGUGUACAGUAAUAGAGAGGAGGCAGCCAGACGGCAACGCAUUUCUGAGUUACAAUUACUUGCCUCUGCUGUGAGACAAAACCCAGCCGCACCUCCAGCACACAAGAACUUCAAAAUGCCUAAGCCGCACACGCCUAAGCCGCAGCAGUCAAGCAUUCCUGCAAGACUUCUUCCAUCAGGAUCUUGCUUCAAGUGCCAGAAAUCUGGCCACUGGGUCAAAGAAUGCCUGCAGCCCGGGAUUCCUCCCAAGCCAUGUCCCAUCUGUUCACGGACCCACUGGAAAUCAGACUGCCCAGCUUGCCUGGCAGCCACUUCCUAGAGCCCCUAAAACUCUAGCCCAAGGC